This is a messenger RNA of Anopheles cruzii, 2310 nucleotides long. RefSeq names its product mitochondrial glutamate carrier 1-like. Bases 419 to 1210 code for a protein of 263 amino acids. Gene Ontology annotation, biological process: L-glutamate transmembrane transport; aspartate transmembrane transport; malate-aspartate shuttle. Gene Ontology annotation, molecular function: L-aspartate transmembrane transporter activity; L-glutamate transmembrane transporter activity. NCBI's taxonomy places the organism in Eukaryota, Metazoa, Arthropoda, Insecta, Diptera, Culicidae. The record is from RefSeq and is a predicted model, not a curated record. The transcript is spliced from 9 exons.
AUUGGGAGACCGUCGACUUUGUCUUCAGAGUUUAAUUCACAUCAGCUGUUCUGUGUUCAUUCGCUACCGUAAGUGUGUUAUUGUGAGCAGUGUCGCUUGAUAUAUUGCCGGUUUUUUUUGACUGUUUGUACGUUGUACUGUUUGUCUGACGGUCGACUGUUUUUUGUUUCACCAUGGUUAGCAACAAUAGCGUAUCAUCUGGAACCGGCAACUCCAAACAAUUCGCGUGCGACUGUCGGAAAGACCUUCAACCAAAUCUGUGCGUUUCUUACGGACCAACGAAUCAUAGCAAAGUGUGUUACUUCCCAAAAUUAUCAACGGUGGUAUUGCUGGAAUAAUCGGCGUGUCUUGCGUAUUUCCGUUGGAUCUCGUUAAAACUCGUCUCCAAAAUCAACAAAUAGGAAAAAAUGGAGAAAAAAUGUACAACUCAAUGCUUGACUGUUUCAAGAAAACAUAUCGCGCCGAAGGAUACUUUGGCAUGUAUCGAGGAUCAGCUGUAAAUAUAUUGCUUAUUACACCGGAGAAAGCUAUCAAACUAGCAGCGAACGAUUUCUUCCGUCACCAUCUUACUUCUUCAAAUGGAACGUUAUCCAUAUCCCGUCAAAUGGCUGCUGGAGGUUUGGCUGGUUUAUGCCAAAUUAUCAUAACAACGCCAAUGGAGCUUUUAAAAAUCCAGAUGCAAGAUGCCGGACGUGUUGCCACACAGGCCAAGCAAGCUGGACAAGCUAUACAGAAAGUCUCUGCCACAUCAAUAGCAUUGGAACUUAUCCGUGCGAAGGGUAUUACUGGACUGUAUAAAGGAACUGGGGCUACAAUGCUACGUGAUGUAUCAUUUUCAAUUGUAUAUUUUCCUUUGUUUGCAACUUUAAAUGCACUUGGUCCUCGUCGCGAUGAUGGUAGUAAUGAAGCAGUUUUCUGGUGUUCAUUUUUGAGUGGUUGCGCCGCUGGAUCAAUGGCAGCUCUUGUUGUAAAUCCUUUCGAUGUCGUCAAAACUCGACUGCAAGCUCUGAAAAAAGUUGAAGGAGAAAUGCAGUUCAAUGGAGUCGCAGACUGUAUCGGCAAAACGCUCAAGCACGAAGGGAUAACUGCUUUCUUCAAAGGAGGAUUAUGCCGUAUGAUUGUCAUAGCGCCGCUGUUCGGUAUCGCACAGAUGGUUUACUUUCUCGGGGUCGCCGAGGCAUUACUUGGUAUGAAAGCUACUAACAAAUAAAAUUAAAGACGAUGACUCAAUUUGUUUAAGUCACUUGUGCUACUAAGUAUUGUGAAACAUGUUUGUUUGCCACUAAGUGAAGGAAAAAAAAACUGUCACACACGUCGAAACGAAACGGAAAGAUUGAUUGCACACCACUUACUCUGUGUAUGAAAAAUUGCAUAAAAAACGAUUUUCAAAUAGCAAAAUAUGAAAAAAUGACAAUAUUAGCAAUAGUAUAACUGCAUCAUGUGAAGUAUGUGAAAACUACGGUUCUACUCAAUGGAUGAUAUUUUAUUUCAUGUAAUAAAAUAAAAUAAAAUAAAUAAUAACAAGGAAUUUUUUGCAAGGACCAUGCAAGGAACAAGGAUCACAACUGUAAAACUAGGCUCAUGGAACGUAGGUACUCUGAGAAGAGCCGGGCCCCGAGGUAGCUCGAUGAAACUCUAGUCACGCUACGAAUGAACAUCAUAGCAAUACAAGCACUGGCUUUGCUGUUGUUGUGCAAUUACGACAUCCAAUGCUGCUACGACUGCCAUACGCUCAGAACUAACGCUGUUAUAAAGAAGUCGAUUCCAGCUCCAUUAAUGAAACGCUGUGCGCUUUAUCCUUGUUAGGCAAAUUCUAAAAGAUAAGCCUAUUAAACAUUCAGGCUCCUUCCGCCACUCGCCGCAUAAAAAACAACGCGAAGAUGAAAAGUGCUAUUUCUAUGGCAUCCUAUAAAAAGAUCUUGAUAGAUGCUAUAUGCAUGAUCUUAUAAUCAAAUCGGAGGAGGUUCAAGGUUAAAGUCGAUAGUGACGCUAUGUAUCGCCCAAUAGUUGCAUAUUGAUGAAUUUGGCAUCCUUGAGGAACAUGGUUAUUGGAAGUAAAAAAUUUACACAAAAUGAUGUUGCCACAAAGCGACGUGGAUAUGCCAAGAUAGAUUAUGCAAGCCGCAAGUAUAUUCCGCAUCGUAUACUUUUGCAAUUUAUUGGUUCUUUGCUGCCUACAGCUUGUGAAAGUUACCGGUAUCGUUCCAUAGAAGAGUAAACAUGUGCAAAGACACCGUAAGCAAAGCGCAACAAAGUAGCGCGGCAUUUAGGCGUUUGGUCAAAACGUUAAAAUAAAGCAGUUUAUCACCG